UUUGUGCGGUACUUGUGCUGCUUGGCAUAGAAAAAAGCAACAACAAUUGCAUAACAAUAGCCAAGCUUUAGCUAUUGGCCCAGUUGAAACCCGGAUUACACUUAACAUUAAUUCCAAGUGAAGCCUCGCCAUCUAAAUUCAAAUUUAUUCAAAAUGAUGUCCUUCAAAUCGUUUGUGUUGCUUAGCUUAUCACUUGCUGCCAUCGCCGCCUACGCUUACGCCCAGAUAGCGCCCGGCUCGAACGCGUACUUGCCGCCCACCAAGAACGGCUAUGACUACCCGGAGCCUAAUAAACCAUUCCAACCCGCUCAGCCCGGUCGAAACGGUGGUUCACGUCCUGCACCAUCUCCUACACGCCCCAUUCCCGGUCAACCCGGCGAUGAUCAUGUACAUAUGCCCGGCAUGCCAUUCGACUUCGAGUAUGCUGUCCAGGAUCCAGACACAGCCAACGACUACGCGCACAAGGCUUCCAGCGACGGCGAUGUGGUGACUGGCGAGUAUCGCGUCCAGCUACCCGACGGACGCACUCAGGUGGUACGCUACACGGCCGACUGGAAGACUGGCUACCAUGCGGACGUCAGCUAUGAGGGUGAGGCUCAGUUCCCACAGGGACCAGCAGCAGGCGGACGUGGUGGUGGCGGCGGCGGUGGUGCCGGUGGCUACAAAUACUAGAAAGAAAGAGGGAGCAGAGCUCGGUCCGUAUCGCGUUUUGAGUUAUGUCUGUCGUCAUUAUCUUGUUGUGAAUUCCAUAACAAAUGUCUAAACUUUAU
Molecule: messenger RNA, 770 nt
Organism: Drosophila hydei
Lineage: Eukaryota; Metazoa; Arthropoda; Insecta; Diptera; Drosophilidae
Gene: Cpr50Cb
Product: pro-resilin
Exons: 5
Coding region: 154-672 (172 amino acids)
Cellular component (GO): extracellular matrix
Source: RefSeq, a predicted model, not a curated record